Penicillium verhagenii is the source of this 1638-nucleotide messenger RNA. Its product is annotated as sugar porter family MFS transporter. Gene Ontology annotation, biological process: carbohydrate transport; transmembrane transport. Gene Ontology annotation, molecular function: carbohydrate:proton symporter activity. Bases 1 to 1638 code for a protein of 545 amino acids. Lineage: Eukaryota; Fungi; Ascomycota; Eurotiomycetes; Eurotiales; Aspergillaceae. The transcript is spliced from 3 exons. The record is from RefSeq and is a predicted model, not a curated record. Gene Ontology annotation, cellular component: membrane.
AUGGGUAUCCUUGCAUUGGUCGAAGAUCGGCCGACGCCCAAGGCCGUCUACAACUGGAGGGUCUACCUUCUAGCGGCUGUGGCGUCGUGCACUUCUUGCAUGAUCGGUUACGACAGCGCCUUCAUCGGUACUACCUUGGCUCUGGAAUCUUUCAAGGAUGAGUUCAAGUUCUCCUCUAUGUCCACCACAGCGCAGAAUCUUCUCAGCGCCAACAUCGUCUCUCUCUACCAAGCUGGUGCCUUCUUCGGUGCCUUCUUCGGUUACCCCCUUGGUCACUUCUUUGGUCGCAAGAUCGCUCUCUUGAUCUCUGCUAUGGUCUUUAUCCUCGGUGCUGGUCUCAUGCUGGGCGCCAAUGGCGAACGUGGCUUGGGCUUAAUCUACGCUGGCCGUGUCUUGGCAGGUCUCGGUGUCGGUUCUGGCUCCAACAUCACCCCUAUUUACAUUUCCGAAUUGUCUCCCCCGGCUAUCCGUGGUAGACUCGUCGGUGUUUACGAGCUUGGCUGGCAAGUUGGUGGCCUGGUUGGUUUCUGGAUCAACUAUGGUGUCGACUCGACUAUGGCUCCUAGCCACAAGCAGUGGCUCAUCCCCUUUGCUGUCCAGCUCAUCCCCGCCGGUCUCUUGCUCUUCGGUGGCUCCUUCAUCCGCGAAUCUCCCCGUUGGCUGUUCUCCAAGGGUCGCCGUGAGCAGGCCAUUAAGAACUUGUGCUGGAUUCGCCAGCUCCCCGAGAACGAUAUCUAUAUCAUUGAAGAGAUCGGUGCUAUUGACCAGGCCUUGGAAGAGCAGCGCUCGACCAUUGGCAUUGGAUUCUGGAAGCCCUUCAAGGCUGCCUACUCCAACAAGAAAGUCAUGUACCGCCUUUUCCUUGGAAGCAUGCUCUUCUUCUGGCAGAAUGGAUCCGGUAUCAACGCCAUCAACUACUACUCCCCCACCGUCUUCAAGAGUAUUGGUGUCACUGGUGCCAACACCUCCAUGCUUACCACCGGUAUCUUCGGUGUCGUUAAGACUGUUGUCACCUUUGUCUGGCUUCUGUACCUGAUUGACCGCGUUGGUCGUCGCAACCUGUUGCUCGGUGGCGCCUUCGGUGGUUCCAUCUGUCUCUGGGUCGUCGGUGCCUACAUCAAGAUCGCCGCCCCAGCCGAGCACCCCAAGACCGAGAUGGACGGCGGCGGCAUCGCAGCCAUGUUCUUCUUCUACCUCUGGACCGUCUUCUACACCCCCACCUGGAACGGUACCCCCUGGGUCCUCAACUCUGAAAUGUUCGACCCCAACAUGCGUUCCCUUGCCCAGGCCUGUGCCGCCGCAUCCAACUGGCUCUGGAACUUCCUCAUCUCCCGCUUCACUCCCCAGAUGUUCGCCAAGAUGGGAUACGGCGUCUACUUCUUCUUCGCUUCCCUCAUGCUCUGCUCCAUUGUCUUUGUCUACUUCCUCAUUCCCGAGACUAAGGGUGUGCCGCUUGAGAGCAUGGAUCAGCUCUUCGAGAUCAAGCCUAUUCGCAAGGCCCACGCUGAGAUCAUUGCCAAGCUGCGCGAGAAUGAGGAGCUCUUCCGUCACGAUAUCGAGGAGUCUGGUCUCGCUGCUAGCAAGGUCAAUGCUGAGCAGGUCGAGGAUACCGCUGCUGAGGCUGCGAAGUUCGCCUAA